Molecule: messenger RNA, 4385 nt
Organism: Trichogramma pretiosum
Lineage: Eukaryota; Metazoa; Arthropoda; Insecta; Hymenoptera; Trichogrammatidae
Gene: Dl
Product: putative transcription factor p65 homolog
Exons: 12
Coding region: 1085-2824 (579 amino acids)
Biological process (GO): innate immune response; inflammatory response; cellular response to stress
Cellular component (GO): cytoplasm
Molecular function (GO): DNA binding; DNA-binding transcription factor activity
Source: RefSeq, a predicted model, not a curated record
CGCCAGCGGUAGCAGCAGCGUAUCAGGCAGUCUGUGCGUGCGUGUGGUGCUGCGAUCCGUGCGAGUCCGACCGUCGUCCGUCGUUUUAUAUAGACACACACACACUUAUUAGUAUUACGCAAAUGUAAUAAUACCUGCGCGCGGAUUGCCAUAAUAUCGGGGGACUUGUCGCACAUAUGCGCCGAAAUAUUUUAUACACACAUACGCAAGCGAACUCGCGGACGCGCUUCUUUCUUUGUAUUGUAUACAGACAAUCGCGUUGAAUAUUAUGCGAUAAGUAUCUGCGCGAGCGCCGCUAUGAACAACUAACUCUUCUUUUUUUAUAUAAAUGGUGUAUAUACAUAUUAAUUAAAAGACUUACGGUGACCGUACGGUACGUAUGUAUAAACGAUAUAUACCGAGGUUUUAUUAUAUGGGAAUCCGAGCUUGGAACUGAAUUCGUAUAUACCUAUAGCAUUCGUAAUACCAUAACCGGUCUUGCACGAUGUUCUCUGCCUCUGCUGCGGUUGCUGCUGCCUGGCUACGUUACAAAUAGCUCCGCUUCGUAUUUUUAAAGGUGCAACCAGUGCAAAUCGCGUGUGUGUGUAUGUGUGUGCGCGCGAUCCCCGACGAGCAAGUGAUUUUUGUGAUAUGUACUUUGUUGCGUGAGAGACGGGCGGCUGCUGCUUCGGCUUCGCGAUUUCGACGACGCGUGCUCGCAUCCAGAUAAAUCUGCAUAAUAUACAUACACGCACACCAAGACGCGUAUCGCUCCGUAUACAUACACAAAGUGAAAAAAGGACAUCUCGCCGCGAACAGCUGUGAAAACAAACAAUGCAGCAGUAGCCAACAGCCGCACACAGCCGUUGUCGUAUAUAUCAUAUAUAUGCGGCCGCGUGAGAUACAGAAAAAGACGGGCGAAAUUUUUUUGCAACUUUUCGACUUCGAGGUUAUAGGCGAGAUUAUAAUAGUGUCUCCAGGCCAGUAGUUAGUGUGUGGGCGCCUCUCUCAUUGUUGGUAAGGCUCUCUUUUAUUCGCACGACUACCGACUCUGUUUAACAGUGGAAAAUUCAAUUUUUCUUAGUAAUAAGUUUUAAGUUAAAUUAUGGAUAGAAUGGCUGAGUGUAAUAUUAGUGAAGUUUUGGAAGCAAUUAAACAAGCAGACCCUGAAAACAAUAUAGUCAGUAACAACAUUGACCAAGAUUUAAAUUUAAUAUAUCCAAGUCAAAAUCAAAAUCAAAAUAUGAUGAACAAUUAUACCCCACCUGGAUAUAAUGGAAAAAUACCUACUGGUAUUGUAGAAAUAAUUGAACAACCAGCAAGUAAAGCACUCCGUUUCAGAUAUAAAUGUGAAGGUAGAUCUGCUGGCAGCAUACCAGGUGUACACAGUACUCCAGAUGUCAAAACAUUUCCUACAAUAAGAAUUGCUGGUUAUAAAGGUAAAGCGAUCUGUGUUGUAUCUUGUGUGACAAAAGAUCCACCUUACAGACCUCAUCCUCACUCUCUUGUGGGCAAAGAAAAUUGCCGGAAAGGUGUUUGCACAGUACAAUUUCCACAAGAUACUAUGACAAUUACCUUUGACAAGCUAGGGGUUCAAUGCGUAAAAAAAAAAGAAAUUGAAGAAGCCCUUAGAGUGAGAGAAGAGAUUCGUGUUGACCCUUUUAAAACUGGAUUUGACCAUAAGAAAAACCCAAGUAGUAUUGACUUAAAUGUUAUCAGAUUGUGCUUUCAAGUGUUUGUGAUGAACAAAGAGGGAAAGUUCAAUCGUGGCUUGGCACCUGUAGUUUCUGAACCAAUUUAUGAUAAAAAAGCCAACUCGGACCUUAUGAUAUGCAAAAUGUCACAUUGCUCUGCCUCUGUUCAUGGUGGAACUGAAAUGAUAAUUUUGUGUGAAAGAGUUAACAAGGAUGAUAUUCAAAUUGUUUUCUAUGAAGAAAGUAAUGGUAAAGUUAUUUGGGAAGGGUUGGGUGAUUUUACCCCACCACAAGUUCACAAACAGGUUGGAAUAUCAUUUAGAACGCCGGCGUACCAUGAUCCGAUGAUUGACCGAACAGUGCACGCUUAUGUUCAGCUUAGACGACCGUCGGAUGGAAUGACCAGCGAAAGCAUACAGUUCAAUUUUCUUCCUUCAGAUGGUCAGCACACAUUAAAAAGGAAACGAGUAAAGUCUGAAAUAAGCGCCCAAUUUUUGAACGAAUUGAGUAACCAAAUGAACGAUCCUAAUAACUCAGUAUUGCCACACCAACACAAUUUCCCUCCACAUGCUUUUGUAAAAACAGAACAAGAGUUAUUGACUUCCAAUUAUGACCCUAUACCACCAAUGCAGCCUGAAAUUCUAUUCCAAGUACCUACUUCAAAUUUACUCAGACCAAACACCAUAUCACCAAGGCGUACUCCAUCACCAAUGCCUUAUAAUGUUGUAAAUCCCCAAAAUUUAUUACUUCCAAUAGUUCAAGAAAAUUCCUUGUCUCCUAUGCCUAUGUUAGUGCAAGAUAAUUUAAAUGAACUACCAAAUCAGCCAAUCCAUGAUGUAUCAAUGAACACUGAUAAUGGAAUAUCAAAUGCUAUAGGACAUGCAAUUAAUAUUGGUAACCUUAUGGAUGAUAUGCCAGAACAAAUGAAUUACAAUAAUACUUGCAUGCCAUUGGAGGAAGUAGAUUUCGACAGUUUAAAUAUUUCAGAUAUUGUAAAACAGGCUAUUCCAAUCAAUAUUCCACCUUCUGUACCAGCUAAUGAACCACCAAAUAUGGAAGAUAGCUUGACAAGAUUGACCGAGAAAACGAUAAAUGAUCUUUGCACCUUAAACAAUAUGUAUAACCCCCGAAGAGAUGAUGAAGAUAUGUAAUUAAAAGCAUAUCUGAAUUGAAGGACGUGUUAAAGCAAGUAGGGAAUUAAAUUUCUAAGUUCACAUUCGGUUAUUUCAUAUGAAUAAUUUUUGCUGAAAGCUAAAUUAGGGCCUUUAUUUUAUUGUUUUUUACCACUUUUAAGUAGCCUUGAAAAAAAGUAAAAUUCAUGUAUCAGAAAAUAGUUACUUUAACUUUGAAUUUCUCUGAAUGAUAAUGUCUUUCAACUAAUAAUAAUUUGUAAAGGAAUAUUGAAUAUUCCACUAUAUCGUUUAAUAAUAUGCAAAAAUAAUACUGCAUAUUUAAGAUUUUUGAUAGGUGUAAAAAAUAUUUUUAUUCAUGUUGUAAUUCAAGACAAAAAUGAUACAUUAAUGAAAUUUCAUUCAAAAGUCUACAAUCUCAUCAUGAAAUGAAAUUUGAAUUUUUCAGUACUGAAUAAAAUUAAAACAUCACUUAAAGAAGUUUCAGACUUAUUGAAAUGAAUUACUGGAAAUUUCAGAACAAAAAUUUUUAUAAAUUUUACGCGCUCCUGACUAUUCUUCUAAAGAAGUGAGAACUUUAUUUUUUGAAUAAUAUGAAAGCAUUUGCUGAUAAUAAAAUAAAGAUCAAAUUAAAGUUGUAAAAAUUUUUACAUAAUUGUUCAUUUUAUGUUUGUGCCAUUACGAAGUUUUAUUUAUGUUCAAAACUUCAAAUGGAAAACAAUUAGGAUUGAAAAAGAUUCCUGUAGAAGUCUACACUUGUAUCCGCUAUAAAAUUGACAUUUUUGAAGAUAUUACACAUAUUUUCAUAAUGCUAUGAUAAUUGAUAAUUUCAUUUAAAGAGCAAAAAUAGAUAGGAACAUAGUUACGAUCUCAAAUGGUGAUAAAUUAUUUAAAUAAUUUCAAAAAGAUAAUUCUGCUAAGGACUGUGAACCAGAUGAAAUAUUAUUUUAAAAUAAUAAUUAGACAUUCAAGAAAUAAACACAUAUUUGUUAAACUAAUUAUGUCAUGAAAUAAAUUUAAGAAUUGCAUCUUUCAACUUUUUUAUAUGCAUUUAAACUAUUUCAAUAUAUGUGAGAAAUUUUUACAAAAAGUAUACAAUUAAAUUUAUUAUCGCCUUUGAUUUUGAAAUACUGAGAUACAGGAUCAAGUGAAUAAUUUGCAAUUUUUGUAUGUUUGAAAGUAUAUUAUAUGCAUAAGUUAAAGAUAAUAAAUAGGAAUAUUUUUAAAGUCUUUUUAUGACCGUGGUAUGUACGACAUUGUGACCUUUAUAAAAUGUUGGAUUUCAUAAAUCCCACUCGUUUACUCUUCAGUCAAUAAACCAAUGUAAUAGUUGCAAUAUGAGAAUAUUUUUAUGAAAAUAAUAUUAAUCAAUCUGUACAUUCUAAUGAAAAAUCUGAUUGUGAUAAAAUUUUUACGAAAUGUUCUACUUUAUGAUAUUAUCAUAAUUGUUUUUGUCUUAAAUGUAUAAUUAAUUGUACAUAACUUUUAUACUCGAAACACAUGUUGUAUUUUAAAGAAAAAAUACUGUAGUAAUAUAAUUGUUAAUUUUUAUUAUAAAUAAAGUAUAUUAGGUUACGUGAAA